Molecule: messenger RNA, 1911 nt
Organism: Mizuhopecten yessoensis (Yesso scallop)
Lineage: Eukaryota; Metazoa; Mollusca; Bivalvia; Pectinida; Pectinidae
Product: motor neuron and pancreas homeobox protein 1-like
Exons: 3
Coding region: 343-1416 (357 amino acids)
Biological process (GO): central nervous system development; spinal cord motor neuron cell fate specification; regulation of DNA-templated transcription
Cellular component (GO): nucleus
Molecular function (GO): DNA-binding transcription factor activity, RNA polymerase II-specific; sequence-specific double-stranded DNA binding
Source: RefSeq, a predicted model, not a curated record
GACUGGUAAAUUGUGGCACGGUGUGACGUUUGGCAUAAAUAUUUUGACUUUUCUGGACAUUGAAGAUUUGUGUAGUAAAUGAUCCAAGAUAUGAGGCGAGAGGAAGUGUGUUUUAUCCGGACGACUCAUUAUUAGCUUGGAAAACAAUCACAACUCUGUGUUAGUGGAGAUAAACCAACUUUACUACGGGCUGGGGUGAUAUUUUGAAGUUGUAUUUGAUAAACUUGAAUCAAAGAAAUGAAGUUGUUUUUGGACAUUAUAUCGAGAUAACAACAAACAUUUUGUGUAUAAAUUUUCUGAUAUUUCAAUGAAAUAAAGGUUAUAUACAGCUGAGACGUUCUGAUGCAUUACACAACAAAGAUGGAUAAUUCUCGUAAAUCAUUCAGCAUUGACGCUUUAUUGUCAAAAUCAUCUUCCGUUUCAACACCCAAGAAAACUUCAGACUCAGACCAACGUUUUCAUUCGAAGUCACCGUUAGUAUCGCCUGUGGUACCCUUAGGGUCUCCCCGACCCUCGUCUUCCGGUUCCAGCCACCGAAGUAACAGCCCUGACUCAAGUCUGUCCCCGUCUGGAUCUGGUGGUUUCACAUCCGGAACGUUUAUUCCCCGACCCGGACUUUUGAAUACGCAACAUCCGGCCCUAAUGCAUCAACAUUCGGUCGCAAUUCAAGGCCUCCUUCACGCUCAACAGAUGUAUGGUGCAUUUAACGGACAUACGGGUGGCCACAAUGGGGGCGGAAGUGGUAUGCCUAUGUUUUCCGGAAGUGCUUUUCACAGUCCUGCGGAUCACGCGUAUAAACUCUCACAGCACGCGCAAAACAUCCAACCAUACCUGAAUGAGUGGUUUGCACGUGGCGGCAUGUUGAUGCCUCGUAUGAUGGAUUACACGGCUCAACAGCAGUCUAGUCUUCUUGGUAAGACGAGGCGGCCACGGACGGCCUUCACCAGUCAACAAUUGCUGGAGCUAGAGCGACAAUUUAAGAUGAACAAAUACCUUUCACGACCCAAACGGUUCGAAGUGGCGACAUCGCUCAUGCUCACGGAGACCCAGGUGAAGAUCUGGUUUCAAAACCGAAGAAUGAAAUGGAAACGAAGUAAGAAACCUUCCUCAGAGCCGUCACAGAAGAGAAUGUCGGAAGGAGGUAAAAGGAAUAGCCUCUACGUCACCCAAAAAGGCGAAAAGGCACAGUCUGACGAUAAAAUAGAUGUAUUUGAUAUCGACCCAGAAUCUGAGGAUGUAGAAAUCGAUGAUGAUGAUGAUGAUGAAGAUGACGUAGAUUGUGAGUCACGUGAUGAGGAUGUAAAUGACAUCUCCGUACCGCACCCUGGUCAUGCGCAAUCUGACAUUCGCGGAGGUAGCUUGUCAGAUUCAAAUUUUCAGUUGAAACAGUUUGGAUUAUUACAAGCUGGUAUAUAGAUUUUAUGAGAGUAAGGAAAGUAUGACAUAGACCACCAAACGGCAGCUCUGUCGAUCGAAAAGAUGAACUUGAACCACAAAUAUUCGAAGUUGUAGAUUAUGUAUUAAAUGACCUUUGAUUUACAUAUCUGUGACACUUUUUGAAAGUGAAGAAUUUGAGGUUCAUCAACGUGUUCAGAUACAAGUUAUAAAGGGCAGCAUUCGGAUCGGUAUGGAACCGGAUAUUGCGUAUUGAAAUGACGUAGACAUAAACCUCCAUUGUACCAGCCCAGUUUGUAAUAUCAACAGACAUUGACCCAUAUUUAUAUAUGUGGUGUGCUAGUGCUAUCUUGUAAGCCCAUUGUGACGUAGUGUCACAUGACAGACAGACUGCUAAAUAUCUGCCAAAGACUUGUCGAGUCGAACUGCAAUCAAUCUAGUAUUAUUUAUUGACUUGUACAUAUGCAUGGUUUAUCUCGAUGAUAACGAUAAUUUGAUGACGAUGAUGAUCAUAUA